UCACUACUUCCGUGUCUGAACCGCUUUUGCGGGUAGGAAACCUCAUUUCUCUUCCUAUCACUAUAUCUCUUCUUUCUCUUACCCUUUUCCUCUCAAACCCAAAUCCAAAACCAUGUCUUCUCCCAGCAAGCGACGCGAAAUGGAUUUGAUGAAACUGAUGAUGAGUGAUUACAAGGUGGAAACCAUCAAUGAUAGCAUGCAAGAGUUCUAUGUCGACUUCCAUGGUCCUAAAGACAGUCUUUACCAAGGAGGUGUGUGGAGGAUUAGGGUGGAGUUGCCAGAUGCUUAUCCUUACAAGUCACCUUCAAUUGGCUUCAUCAACAAAAUUUAUCAUCCAAAUGUUGAUGAAAUGUCGGGCUCGGUUUGUUUGGAUGUUAUCAACCAGACAUGGAGCCCUAUGUUUGACCUUGUAAAUGUUUUCGAAGUGUUUCUUCCACAACUUCUCCUGUAUCCCAACCCGUCGGACCCGUUGAAUGGCGAAGCUGCUGCAGUAAUGAUGCGUGAUCGCGCUGCAUAUGAGCAAAGAGUAAAAGAAUACUGUGAGAAAUAUGCAAAGCCAGAGGACAUUGGAGGUGUUGGUGAGGAGAAAUCCAGUGAUGAAGAGGUGAGUGAAGAUGAGUACUCCUCAGAUGAUGAGGAGAUGGCAGGCCAAGCUGAUGCUUGACUGGAAGGAAAACCAUAUCAACCCUCUUCUGUACAUGAUUCAAAAACUGGGUUACCAUCAAAAUUGAAAGCUAUGGAGAAGGUUCCUAGCUCCUCUACUGUCUCUUAUUUUCAUGAUAGUUGUUGUGUACAUUAAUCAAACUAUGAUAUAAUGUUUCAUAUAUUGUCAUUUACCAUUUAAUCUAUAAACCAAUUCUCUUGGGUUUUCUC
This is a messenger RNA of Cucurbita moschata (crookneck pumpkin), 873 nucleotides long. RefSeq names its product ubiquitin-conjugating enzyme E2 4-like. The coding region runs from base 113 to 664 and encodes 183 amino acids. Gene Ontology annotation, biological process: ubiquitin-dependent protein catabolic process; protein polyubiquitination. The transcript has 6 exons. Gene Ontology annotation, molecular function: ubiquitin conjugating enzyme activity. The record is from RefSeq and is a predicted model, not a curated record. Gene Ontology annotation, cellular component: nucleus. Lineage: Eukaryota; Viridiplantae; Streptophyta; Magnoliopsida; Cucurbitales; Cucurbitaceae.